CGCUGGCGCCAGGCGCCUGUCACUUCCUCGCGUCCUUCUUGACCAAAGUCCGGCGCGGGCGUAGGUCUUUGGUGGGGUAUUUUUUGCAGCAAUUUAGCUUGCCUCGGGGCCGCGGUGGUUUGAAAGCCCAAGGGAACCUGGAAAGAGAUCGCCACCCCCAGCCCUUGCACUUCUCGGUCCAAGAUGGACAAAGUCUGUGCCAUUUUUGGAGGUUCCCGAGGUAUUGGCAGGGCGGUGGCCCAGGUAAUGUCCCAGAAAGGCUACCGACUGGCCAUCGUCGCCAGAAAUCUGGAAGGGGCCAAAGCCGCCGCCCGUGACCUCGGCGGAGAUCAUUUGGCAUUUAGUUGUGAUGUUGCCAAAGAACAUGAUGUUCAAAAUACAUUUGAAGAGAUGGAGAAAAAUUUAGGUCGAGUUAAUUUCUUGGUAAAUGCAGCUGGUAUUAACAGGGAUAACCUCUUGGUAAGAGCAAAAACUGAAGAUAUGAUAUCUCAGCUUCACACUAACCUCUUAGGUUCCAUGCUGACAUGUAAAGCUGCUGUGCGGACUAUGAUUCAACAACAGGGAGGAUCUAUUGUUAAUGUAGGAAGUAUUAUUGGUUUAAAAGGCAAUUCUGGCCAAACUGUGUACAGUGCUAGUAAAGGAGGAUUAGUUGGAUUUUCACGUGCUCUUGCUAAAGAGGUAGGAAGAAAGAAAAUUAGAGUGAAUGUAGUUGCACCAGGGUAAAAACACCUUCAAAUGGCCUCUUGUACAUUGUGUACAAGGUCUUGUUCUUUGUCGCUAACAGAAAAACGCAUCAGAAUAACAUCCACCUAGAAGCAAAGCAGAUCAGUUCCUUUCAGCAUAAUACAGGUGAAAACUCAAAUGAACAUCUGUGCUUCUUGAAUUGGAACUACUCUAAGCUCCACACAGCUACCAUUGCAAGAACUGAGGGUCAGUUUAGGGUAGCUCACUUUCCUAAACUUCAAGCAAAGUAAGGAAUUUGUGAAGACUACUGAAUGAAGCAGUUUUCAUCUUCGAAUCAUAGCAUUGUAGUGCUAAAAGGAACCUCAGAGAUCUGCCAGAUUCAAUCCAUUUCUCUCAUUUUAUAAGGAAAUAACUAGGCAGUUUUAGAUAGUAUGUGAAUUUACUUAGGACAUAACUUUGGUAGUAUUGACAGAGCAGGGAAGAGAACCUAGUUUAAUGUGUCCUAAUCCAGUGGUCUAAAAAGACCCUGGUAAAAAAAAUCACAGAUUGUUGCCUUUGAGAAAAAACCACCAGAACCAGUUAGUAGUUGAGCCUGGAAUUUGCUAACCCAGAGCUACACGGUCUUUCUUGCAAACCAUUUCUGCUAUAGUUUGUUGGAGUGUUUUUUGUUUGUUUGUUUUUUUGUAUUUAGUAUUAAAACACAAUAUUGAUUUACUGCUGAGAGUUUGUGAAUUAGUGGGGAAAUAGUUUAUGUUAAUUUUGCAGAAAGUCAAAAAUUGUAUAGAAUAAAAGAUAAUUAUACCAUGAACUCUUUAAGAAGAUAACGUGCACUUUUAAAUGUUCUCUUUCAACUUUAAUUCAUUCAACUUUUCUAAAAAAUGUGAGGUGAUGUCUCUUUCUAGUAUACUAUCCAAGUCACUUUUGACAAUAAGUGUGUCCAAAGAUAAAAACUGGAUAUCAUGAAUCGCCAUAUGGUGCCUUAAGAUGAUUGGAUUGCCUGUUGAUUGUCCAUUGAUUAUUAUGGCUCUUCGUUAUAAAUUAAGUUUUAGUUAAAGUUCACUUGAAAUUCUGCAGAGGCUGGUUACCCGAUUUUAUCAUUGUCUGUGUUAGGUGAUUCUCUUUGUAUUCUUGCAUUCCUUCUGGCCAUCUCAUUGUUCCUAAAAAUAAAAGGGAAUGAAAGAAAUUUUGCUAACUUUUAAAAUAAAUGUGGUAAGCUUUUAUGGCAUAGGAGAUUGUAUCUCACAAUGUAAUCUCACAAUGAAAUACACAAAUGAUGCAAAAUUAGUUCUGUUGUUCCAGGCGCUCAUUACAGGCAAUCUGAAGAUUAUUUCAGUAACUUUUAUCUGGAUACAAAAUAAUAUAUAUUUGCUGUAGAGAAUUUGGAAAGUAUAGAAAAGUAAAAAGAAGAAAAAAAAUCAUCACCUAUAAUUCCAGUAUGUAAUGAUAAUCACUGUUAAUAUUAUGGUAUAUAUUUUUUCAGUUAUUAACAUACAUUAAUUUUGUUUUUUAAUUGUGGAAUAACUGAGUUCUUUGUAACCUAUUUUUAUAUACAAGGGUUAUUUUUCUGUGUGCUUUUGAAUAUUCUUCCAUAGAAUCAUUUUUAAUAACUGCAUUUUUUCUCUUGUGUAGAUGUACUAUGAUUUAUUUAACCCAUUCAUUUUUAAAAGACAUUCAGUUUGUUUCUAGUUUUCCUAAUAAAACUGUCACUGUCAUAGGCUUCUGUGCUAGUUGUAAUCUAUUAUGUCCCCCAGAAAAGCCAUGUUCUUUAAUGCAAUCUUGUGGGGGCAGACUGAUUAGUCUUUUAAUUAGGGUGGAACCUUUUGAUUAAGCUGUUUCCAUGGAGAUGUGAC
This is a messenger RNA of Choloepus didactylus (southern two-toed sloth), 2534 nucleotides long. RefSeq names its product carbonyl reductase 4 (gene CBR4). Gene Ontology annotation, biological process: fatty acid biosynthetic process. The transcript has 5 exons. NCBI's taxonomy places the organism in Eukaryota, Metazoa, Chordata, Mammalia, Pilosa, Megalonychidae. Gene Ontology annotation, molecular function: oxidoreductase activity, acting on the CH-OH group of donors, NAD or NADP as acceptor; quinone binding. The record is from RefSeq and is a predicted model, not a curated record. The coding region runs from base 184 to 723 and encodes 179 amino acids.